UUCCAGUUCAAAGUUCGAUUGUUUUGUCCUUUCGUAGAAUCUGUUUCCUGUUUAUUAUUUUCAUGGAAAGUCGUCUAUCACACCACGUAUGUAGUAAUUAUCAUAGUACAUGUCUACGAUUGCAGCGUGAGUGACGUAAGGCGGAAGCUGAAAGAAUCAAAUGGUUAACGUCAGCAAAGCUGCCAAACUGUGCUCUAGAGAUAUCGCCCUCUUCCCCGAGCACACUGGCUACAUAGGGCUCUAAAAAAGAGCGAUCAGUGAACUAACUCUGUAUAUUGUGCUACGUUGAACCAAAACCCAUAGUCACCAUGGAUACUCUCUACACUUAUAGAUUACUACCACCCACGUAUACCAACACGAAGGACCCUGAAUACAGUUAUAGACUAGUGAAGCUCGAACUUGUAGACUGCUGGCAAACUCCAGACCUGAACAUCAUCAUCAAACAAGAAGAGGAAGAGGAUAGCUUUCUACAAGUUAAAGAAGAGGAGGAGGAAGAGGAUAUCUCUCUACAUGUUAAAGAAGAAGAAGAGGAGGGAGAGGAUAUCUCUGUACAUGUUAAAGAAGAGGAGAAGGAAGAGGAUAUCUCUGUACAAGUUAAAGAAGAAGAUCAUGCUUUCAUGGUCAAAGUAGAGGAGGAAGAGAAGGACAAAGCUCUUGUAGUUGAAGAAGAAGAGGGGGGUGGUUUUGCAGUCAAAGAAGAAGAAGAGGAAGAAGCUAUAGGGGUUUUUAUUUUUUCUGACGGAAACUGCAACCAGUGGCCUGUCAGUGGGAAGAGUCCCUCCGUAUCAGAAGAACCUCAACAACAACCAAAACAAAAACACACACGACCAAAGAAACAACAAAAACAGACCCAGGAACGCCACCACUCCCCUCUGUACUGCCCCGACUGUGGGAUGACCUUUGUCAGCCCUGGGAUACUGAACGCGCACCGCAGAAUCCACCAGCCCAGAAUAAUCCACACCACCACCACUACCACUACCGGUGAGCCGUCUCACUACUGCCACGACUGCGGCAAGACCUUCGACACCGCCCGCUACCUCAACAAGCACCGCUUGGUUCACACAGCAGAGAGGACGCACCACUGCUCUCAGUGUGACCGGAGCUUCCUGAGACUCCAGCACCUCAAAGAACACCAGAGAACCCACAGCGGAGAGAAGCCUCACUACUGCUCCGUGUGUGGGAAGGGCUUCACCAAGGUCCGACUGCUCCGGACACACCAACGGCUACAUACCGUGGAGGGGGCUGACGUCGUCGGGGACGGGACGGGGACGGGGAUGAAGGAGGGUAGUGGGGUGGUGAUGUCAGCGAUGGGGCGGAAGAGAGCUCUGAGAGUUCUGGCCGGAGUGGACUACUACUACUGCUCUGAGUGUGGGAAGAGCUUCUCCAGUGCGGCCUAUCUUAAGGUGCAUCAGAAGGCUCACACAGGAGACAAACCAUAUCAGUGUGCUCACUGUAAGAAGUCAUUCGGCACAUCAUGGGGUUUAAAGGUUCACCGGCAGAAUCGCUCUGGAGAGAAGCCCCACCAGUGCGCCGACUGUGGGAAGAGGUUCUCGGACCUGCGCAGCCACAAAGCCCACCAGAGCACCCACACUGGAGAGAAACCAUACACAUGCCCUGUCUGUGGAAAAGGCUUUGCCUGGCAAAAGAGCCUACAGAAACACCAGGCCACACACAGCAGCAGUGGUGGUGGAAUCAUAGAAGUAUAUAUAGAAUAAUGUAUGAUAUCCUGGAGGGUUUCACUCCAACCUCAAUCUAGCAGGUUAUUUACAACUAGGGGACAGGAGGGUAGCUCUCCAGGAACAGGGUUGGUUAAUAGGAGGGUAGCGCUCCAGGAACAGGGUUGGGUUAUAGGAGGGUAGCUCUCCAGGAACAGGGUU
Salvelinus namaycush (lake trout) is the source of this 1877-nucleotide messenger RNA. Its product is annotated as zinc finger and SCAN domain-containing protein 2-like. Gene Ontology annotation, biological process: regulation of transcription by RNA polymerase II. The transcript is spliced from 3 exons. Bases 309 to 1715 code for a protein of 468 amino acids. Gene Ontology annotation, molecular function: DNA-binding transcription activator activity, RNA polymerase II-specific; RNA polymerase II cis-regulatory region sequence-specific DNA binding. The record is from RefSeq and is a predicted model, not a curated record. Gene Ontology annotation, cellular component: nucleus. NCBI's taxonomy places the organism in Eukaryota, Metazoa, Chordata, Actinopteri, Salmoniformes, Salmonidae.